This is a messenger RNA of Aspergillus luchuensis, 1407 nucleotides long. RefSeq names its product bifunctional ornithine acetyltransferase/N-acetylglutamate synthase. Gene Ontology annotation, molecular function: L-glutamate N-acetyltransferase activity, acting on acetyl-CoA as donor; L-glutamate N-acetyltransferase activity, acting on acetyl-L-ornithine as donor. The transcript is spliced from 2 exons. Lineage: Eukaryota; Fungi; Ascomycota; Eurotiomycetes; Eurotiales; Aspergillaceae. Gene Ontology annotation, cellular component: mitochondrial matrix. The record is from RefSeq and is a predicted model, not a curated record. Gene Ontology annotation, biological process: L-arginine biosynthetic process; L-ornithine biosynthetic process. Bases 1 to 1407 code for a protein of 468 amino acids.
AUGGCUUUGCCUAGCAACUCGGCGGCCACUACCACCAUGGCUACCUUCGCCCGCAUGGUGAAGGGCCAGGUGCGUUACUACUCUGCGCCCUUGGAUAUGGCCAUUCCCGCCUCCAAGCAGAAGUAUAUCCCUGCCUCCGGUACCUACCCUAAGGGCUUCUCCGUCUCCGGAACCCACGUCGGCGUGAAGGCAUCCAACACCAGAUUCCCGGACCUGGCCCUCAUCUCCUCCGAGACGCCCUGCUCCGCCGCCGCCGUCUUCACCACCAACAAGUUCCAAGCCGCCCCGGUCCAAGCAAGCAAGAACACCCUGAAGACCACCCAAGGCGAAGGCAUCCGGUCCGUGGUAAUCAACUCAGGCUGCGCCAAUGCCGUGACAGGUAAAGGCGGCCUGGAGGAUGCCGUGAGCAUGGGCAGCAAGGUAGAUGAGUGCAAUGGCCUCGCCCAGCCCAGCACUCUCGUCAUGAGCACCGGUGUCAUCGGUCAACGCCUCCCCAUCUCCAAGAUCCUCAACAAAAUCCCCACUGCGCACUCGACCCUCUCCUCCACCCACGAUGCCUGGCUCACAACCGCCCGCGCCAUCUGCACAACAGACACCUUCCCCAAGCUCCUCUCCCAGACCUUCACUCUCCCCUCGUCCCCGGACCGCACGUACCGCCUCGCCGGAAUGACCAAAGGUGCCGGCAUGAUCCACCCGAACAUGGCCACGCUCCUGGGAGUCCUCUGCACCGACGCGCCCAUUGCCCCCUCGGCCCUCCAGCCGCUCCUCAAGCACGCCGUAUCCCGGUCCUUCAACUCCAUUUCCGUCGACGGCGACACCAGCACCAACGACACCAUCGCCAUCCUGGCCAACGGCGCUGCCGGCGGCGCACCCAUCACCUCGACCUCGUCCGCAGACUACACGGCCAUGCAGAACGUCCUGACCUCCUUCGCGCAAUCCCUCUCGCAGCUCGUCGUCCGGGACGGCGAAGGCGCCACCAAAUUCGUCACGGUCCGUGUGCAGAACUCCCCCGACUACGAGUCCGCCCGACUGAUCGCAUCGACGAUCGCGCGGUCCCCGCUCGUCAAGACUGCUUUGUAUGGAAAGGACGCGAACUGGGGCCGGAUCCUGUGCGCGAUUGGCUACACGCAGGGCGUUGCGGAGGGUACGGUGGUGCCGGAACGGACUAGUGUUAGCUUCAAGCCUGUGGAUGGCAGUGCGGAGCUGAAGUUGCUGGUGAACGGCGAGCCGGAGCAGGUGGAUGAGGAUCGCGCGUCGGUGAUCCUGCAGGAGGAAGACUUGGAGAUUGUGGUUGACCUUGGAGGUGGUGAGAAGGGCGAGAAGGGUCUUGGUGGAGAGGAGGCGGUUUAUUGGUUCUGUGACUUCAGUCACGAGUAUGUGACUAUUAAUGGUGAUUAUCGGACCUAG